AUGCGCAGAAAAACACUGAUUCCAAAACUCAAGCUCACACUCGAAUCUCGUGUUCACAGGCUGGGUACGCUGAAAGGUCUCCCCCGCCUUUUUCUCUUCCGAAGAGCUUUCUGUUUCUACUGGGGACUCAUAAUUUUACUAUUUAUUUACCUUAAAUGGAACUAUCCUCUGUAUCUGACAAGCAACGUCAAUCGGAACACUCUACGAGACUUUGGUAGGGACUGGUGCCGAAUGCGCAACGCGAGAAUAGACUGGAAACGAAUACGAGAACCCUGUGAACAAAACACAGUCUACGAAUACAGCUUGCCCGGAUGGAGCAAGGAAAAUAGAACGAAUGGGCGCUUCAGCUUUCUUGAUUUCAUGGACAUCCACCCUGCUGGUGAAUUUAGUAGGCUUAUGAUUCGUACCCAGACCGCCUAUGGGCUUAUUAAAUCAGUUGGCGGAGACUAUUGGCGAGUGUUCAUUUCAGGCCCUACUGGAUUUGCGCCAACGGUAAUUGAUCACGGAAAUGGCUCCUAUGAGAUCUUGUUUCUGAUUCUUCGCCCUGGAAAUUAUUGCGUAUCGGCUGUUCUGGAUCAUUCUAUAUGUGAAGGCAUGAAGGACCCUCCAGACUACUGGUUUAUCUCGGGUAAGAAAACAGUGUCAUAGUAACCAACUUACAAAGAGCGCCUUUAAAAGGCCAUGGUCACUCAAACUGCAUUGCGCCCUUGUCUUUAUUGUGAAAGGGUUCAGCCAGGGACGAAUUUAUUAUCAAAACAAUGUGACCGUAAAAUGAUCUAAUAGACAUCCGGAGCGUUUAUUUAACUUUAGGUGUCCAAGAAGGACGCGUUUAAUAGGUAGGAGGCGUUUAAGAGUUAACAAGCUCAAAAAAACUAAUACACUUUCGGCGAAAAGAUUAAGAGAGUUUAUAAAUAACAGAAUAUCCAAGGUCCAUCCAUUGGUACGAAUAGGCUGCCUAAAGAUCCAUCUCGCUCUAUUAAACCUCAAGUUUGAUGUCGGAAUCCUUGUUCGGAACCAUUUUGUUGUAAUCGUUAGCUUAUCCUUACUUUGAACCUGACAUUGAGCAAGAGGCAAUACGCAAACCCCCGCCAAUCAACCAAGAAACUGAAUGAAUUAAAUGAUUUUGCUCUCUUUCGCUGUUUAGGUUUUUAAAAGUAAUUGUCACGGUUGACGUCUAUUAGAAAGGGAGCGUUCACUAAAGAAGCGCGUCUGAUACAAUUAAACAUCGUGAUGGUGGUGGUGGUGGUGGUGGUAAGAGGGAGGGGGGGGGGCAUUUAUUAGACAAGAGACAUUCAUUUGUUAUGGAGCUUCAAUUAGGUCAUUUACGGUAAACUGUAGCCUCGCAUACUCAAGUACUAAGGUACCAACUGCAACUAUUGAAAACCGAUACUCGUAAAAUGUAGAGCAACGCUGACCUAUACAUAAAAGCCUACCCUCAAUUCUCGAGCGUACUCCAAACAUGGUCCUUUAUGUUUGCAGGAAAUACCCAUGGAAGCAACCAGCCUCAGGGCAUUCUGGGUGGAAAGCAAGUGUAUUUGAUGCAUCCCUUAGCGGGCGGAGAACCGUUGUGCUUUGAAGUGCCCGCGAGUCGCGGGCCAAUGAGAAGAGAUGGUACGAACUAUUCUUACUUGCCAGUUCUUUGAUUCCUACUGACUUGACUCAAAAGAAAAUGACCUAAAGCGUUGCUUGAAAGUUGUAAAUACUAAAAUAGGAGCCCAUGGGGAUAGUUAGAUAUUUUUACAGUCUCCUUUUUUCCCAGUUGUUUUCGGGAAAGACAGAAAGAAAGAGCGCCCUCUUGAUUUAAUCUGGUGAACGAUGGUGGCAGGGGAGCUGGAGUAUGCAUAUUGCCCAAGGGGUCGGGGACUGGAGACAUAUCUGGCCUCCCAGCCCUACCCACAAGGGCAAAUUGUACUACUCUCAGCUUUCGCUUAACCUAUAAAAACCAAGUUCAGCGACCCUUCGGACACGACAAUCACGCGUACAAACAGUGGGGUACGAACAGUCUUGGAGACACUGAAAUGAGGGUCCUUACGGCCUGUUAACUUCCUUUGCUGGGGCUUGAAUGUAAUUUACACAUAUAUUUUAUUUAAUGUACCUUUUUUUCAGAAGAAUUUUUAAGUUAUGGAUAUGGAAAUCCGUCCCACUGUGGUACUGACUGUAAGUUUUUAUCGGAUGGAUUUGGCUAUUGGAUGAAUGGCUCGUGGAUAGCGCAUGCUCCCGGUAAGGCUUUUUACCCGCGUAUAACUGAGUUUUUUUUUAAUCAGUAUUUUUGGAAGCAAGAGUACGUUUAAUUCGCUGUCUGUAAAUGUAAUUUUAUGCUCCAAGAUUUAGUGAAAAUGCACUUUAAGUUAUACAACAUUUCUCACCACCUGCCAAUCCUAACUAAUAUAGUAAUCUUCAAGCCUUGCACCACCUUAAGCGUCGUUUUCCCGCACAUGCUGUAAUUGGUAGGGGUUAGGUGUUUCAUGAUUCACCUGAAUGGACGAAUGCUUUGUCACGUCGUUACUACACUCACAAUGUAGAACCCUGAUUUCUUUACUUUUCGAUAAUUUAAAUCUUCUCAGGAGAUUUGAAGUUCAUUCCGCUGAUUGAGAAUUAGCGACAAGGCUACCUUUGGUUUAAGAAUAUAGGAAAUAUCAGCCUAGUUCCCAGGCGUUCUCGGCGCGGUCAAUCCUGGACUCUACCCUGAGCUGUGACGUCACCGAGAGGGACUUGCUGAGAUUGCUGAGAACGCGUUCUCUCGCCCGCUCUUUUCCCAGACUUCGCGCGGACAAGUGGGCAAGAGAGAACGCUUAGGUACUACGUUGAGGAAAUAUGAGAGGAAAUAGAAGAUAUUUGACUGAGUUUGCUGCUGAAUAGUUUGCGUCGGGUGACAAUUCACGAAUUCAUCAGGCCUCUCUAAAAAAGAUAACUUUAUAUUGUUUGUCCCACUUUCAAACUGAUACAUUAUUGUUUCUUUUCAGAUAACUUGUUCGAGCCUUCCCCGCGCAGAAGAGAAGGAAUACUGUGGAUUUACGGUGAUUCACUUGCUCUCAGAUUCUACGACUCCAUUUAUUACACGCCAUUAUGCACAGAAAUAUUCAAAGCCUGUAAUAUUACCUACAACUGGGUCUACAACAUGAACGAACCGGUAGAAAUUGAGAAAUAUAAGAGAAACUAUCGUGACUUUGAUCCUUGGCGAGUGUUAAACGAAAUCAGGGAUGUAAUAUAUCUUCCUCAAAUGGACGAAAAAAGUGUUAUCGUCCUAAACUGUGGAUUGCAUUACGUUUCUUCUUUAAAAUUUGCAGUUUAUCGCAAGCUGAUUGAUGACAUUAUCGCUAUGUUUAAAGAAACCUGGGUGAAUAAAUACGGUAAAGUGCAGCUCAAGUUUCGAGGGAAAUUGAUUUGGAAAACUACAACAGCCAUUCACAGGGAGAGGUUCCUGUAUCAUGAUCACCCGAGUCCGCGAUUCCUAACUCUUCAGGUAACGUUAUCAGCGGUUAAGAUAUAAAUCGCCUAAAGUAUGCUUCAUCCAUCCAUCCAUCCAUCCAUCCAUUCCUUCAUUUAGUCAGUCAGUCAGUCAGUCAGUCAGUCAGUCAGUGUCUAAUUGCCUUUUAACAAAACAUAAAAACGAUAAACCAAUAUGAGUUUGGUAGCAGGAUCUCUUAAAAAUAAUUUGGCCCUUAAAAAAAACAACGGCAAACUGUUCCCAACGGCAGAAAGAAGAAAAACCAAAAUCAAAGCAAAUUUAAAAUAGAAAGCCAAAAAUAUAAUUUUUGAAUUUUAUCCUGUAUGUUUUCUUCUUCGGGCCGUGAGGAACAGUUUGCCGUUGUUUCUUUCUGCGAACCAUUGUUAUUUACCGUCCACCAUAUCGCAAGUAAUAGUUCAUAUGCACGCCAAUUUCAAUAGAGGGUUUUGCUUCCUUUUGCUUUCUAUUUGCACACACCGUGGACCAACCAAUUUCUCGGCCAUGACAAUGGCAGACAAUUCACUACAAUCAAAAUAAGCUAAAAAUAACUGAGUCUAAAGAAAACAAAUCCAUCCACAGACUUGAUUUGUCUGGCUCAACAGGUCUAGGGGAGAGGGAGGGGGAGGGCAACUGCCCCUCCUGCCUUCCCGCUAGUUACGGCUCUGGAUUUUUAACUGAGUGAAUUAUUAUAAAGCGCUAUUCAUCAUCAUCAUUAUUAUUAUUGAUUGAGUGAAUAACUGACUGGCGGCUAGAUUAGGCAGUGAGUCAGUCUGUCAGUCAGCCGAAUAUCACCCAGUCAAUCAGUCUGUGAAACAAUCAGUCGGUUCAUCAGGUAGUUAUUCAUUCAGUCACUCAGUAAUCCAAUCUUACAGAAAGUGAUCAAGUUUUCCCUCUAGUCAGUCAAUCACUUGGCUAUCUGCCAGACUUUCUGUCAGUCAUUUAGUUGGUAAUGAAGUCAGUCGCCCAGUUAGUCCGACAGUUGGCCAGUCAGCCCGUUACUCAGACAAUAAGCAGACUGUCUGUCUGUUUGUCUGUCUACCUGUCUGUAUAGUCCUUUCGUCAUUGUCUUAAAAUGUUUCAGUUUUAAAAUAUUUCAUUUUUCCUUUUUAUUUAGCGCAUACAGCUGUACAACGCGUACGCCAUCUGGGCCAUGUGCAAAGCAGGAAUUGAGAUUCUCGAUGUUUUUCCGAUGAGUGCCUCGUAUCCCGAGGGAACAGAUGGCAGUUUAGACAAGUAUGAUGCGGUGCACUUCAAGAAAACAGUGUUUAAACCGGCAGAGCAGCUUCUCUAUGAAUACUUUAAUCCUCGCAGCAGCAAAACCACAAAUUGA
Messenger RNA from Porites evermanni, 4778 nucleotides. NCBI's taxonomy places the organism in Eukaryota, Metazoa, Cnidaria, Anthozoa, Scleractinia, Poritidae. The record is from the annotation of a GenBank genome assembly.